GCAAUUCUGUUGUUUUGGAUGGUUGGUUCCUUUGCUAAACUCUCCAUUAGCUCCCAGAGUAUUUUCUAUGGCAUUUCCGAGUUCAUGAAUGAGAACGUGCUACUGAAAGCAUCCAUCAACUGAAAUAUGCCUUGGCAAAGGGUGAGGAUGACAUUGGAUUUGACCAGUCCUCUGUGGACGAGGGCACUGAUGAUGCAGAUGGGGAAAAUGAUGACUGUGGGAAUGCGGCCAGGCAGGAACUGCAGCACAGUCAUGCAGUUAAUCAACUUAAAAUUUUGCUGCAACAUCAAGAGAGAAUGGAAAUUGAAGUCUCUCCAUCAAGAAGGAAGUCAUCAUUCUGUAAACCCCCAGAAGCUGUACCUGGAGAAUCACCAGCCCUUUCUGAUCUCAUUCCUAUAAUCAAUGAUCAAUCACAGUACAUUAACCAUUUGGAAACAGAAGUGAAGUUUUGCAAGGAGGAGUUGUCUGGGAUGAAAGAUCGAGUACAAGCAGUUGUACUUGAAAAUGAGGAACUCCAUCAGAAACUGAAAUUCUUAACUGCAGAAUACACAUUGAGAGAACAAACUCUUCUAGAUGCCUCGGCAGAUACUCAGAACUCCUGGCCUGGAGGUGGUAAAGACUUUAGCAUGCGUCAGCCUGUCCCCUCAUCACCAGCACGUAACAAAGAUCAGGCUUUUGUUACAGCAGCUGCUGAAGGCAUAGAAAAAUGGCCUAUAGAACUGGAGAAUCUAAAACUUCUUUAUCAAGAAAAAGUCAAUAUCCUUGAUGAUCAAAUACAGUCUUUAAGGUAA
Manacus vitellinus (golden-collared manakin) is the source of this 791-nucleotide messenger RNA. Its product is annotated as serologically defined colon cancer antigen 8 homolog. The transcript is spliced from 7 exons. Lineage: Eukaryota; Metazoa; Chordata; Aves; Passeriformes; Pipridae. Gene Ontology annotation, cellular component: centriole; centrosome. Bases 297 to 791 code for a protein of 164 amino acids. The record is from RefSeq and is a predicted model, not a curated record. Gene Ontology annotation, biological process: neuron migration; tube formation; establishment of cell polarity.